Amphimedon queenslandica is the source of this 7134-nucleotide messenger RNA. RefSeq names its product ATP-binding cassette sub-family A member 3-like. Lineage: Eukaryota; Metazoa; Porifera; Demospongiae; Haplosclerida; Niphatidae. The record is from RefSeq and is a predicted model, not a curated record. Gene Ontology annotation, biological process: transmembrane transport; lipid transport. Bases 38 to 7021 code for a protein of 2327 amino acids. The transcript has 33 exons. Gene Ontology annotation, molecular function: ATP hydrolysis activity; ABC-type transporter activity; lipid carrier activity. Gene Ontology annotation, cellular component: membrane; intracellular membrane-bounded organelle.
GAUUAUGCAAGACUAGGCAAGAAGAGGAGAGAGAGUGAUGUGGCUGCUGAGAAAGAUAGUGCUCUUUCUUUUGGUCCUAAAGAAGGAUUUCAUUUUGCAGUUUCGUCGUCCAUUUAUCAGUGUUGUGGAGUUAUCCCUCCCUGCUGUUAUAAUUUUAGGAAUUGUAUUAUUAAGAAAUUUCCUACCACUUUUUAGAGUUAGAGAGCAGUGCUUUAUAACUUUUGAGGCAGACCAGCUCUCAGUUCCGUUCACGGGACCUUACAAUAUUUAUUACACUCCUAAUGAUACCAAAACUAAUGAAAUAGCCAGAAUAAUCCAGUCACGGUUGCCCGGUAGCACACUGACUGGUUUUAGGACUGAAAAUGAAAUUAUUCGACUGAUAAUGAAUACAGAGAACCUGGACAAAAGAGAAAGAGGUUGCUUUUAUAAUGGAGCUGCUAUUGUAUUUAAUAAUAUCAGUGAUACUGAUGUUUCGUACACCCUGAGACUACGUCAUGAGACUCCGACUCUUAAUCCAAGACUUAACCGUUGGUUUACCACCCUUAGGGCCCCUAUAGCCGACCCUUCAGGCCCUCGUGUCUAUGACAGUCCUUAUUUUAACGAAGGGUUUCUUCACCUUCAACACAUAGUCAGUCAGUCUUUGCUGCAAAAUUUUACAGGGUCAUGGCCUAAUCUACCUGCACUGGAAAUGAGGCAAUUUCCACACAAGUCGUUUGAUGAGGACCAGUUUCUUCCAAACGUUGAAUUCAUUUUGCCGCUUUGUUUGAUGGUCUCAUUCUUUAUAUCAGUUGGACUCUUUACUAAGGAGCUUGUGCUAGAGAAAGAGUCCAGACUGCGUGAAAGCCUCAAAAUGAAUGGCCUCAGUAAUGGGAUGCUCUGGACUACCUGGUUCAUUAAGCAGUUCUUGUUUCUUCUAGUGCCGGUGGUACUCGUUACCAUAUUGUUUAAAUAUGGCAACAUCUUUCCUAAUUCCAAUUUUGGGACACUGCUUAUAUUCAUGAUGGCCUACCUAGUGUCUCUACUCUCCUUUAGUUUCUUUAUAAGUGUGUGGUUCGAUAAUAGUCAGGUUGGCAUGAUGGCAGCUUUUGUAUUUUGGUUUCUAACAGUCAUACCUCAUCUUUUUUAUAAUGAUAUACAUAAUAGUACACUGAAGCUCUUAGGUUGUAUAUUCCCUAAUACCUGUAUGGGGCUGGGCGUCUCCACUAUAGCUUUAUUAGAAAUGAGCGGAGAAGGUUUCCAGUUUAUAGACUUCACGAGACCACUUAACUCAGAGGAUCCUAUUAAUAUGCAUUAUGUGACUGGUCUAUUGCUCCUUGAUAGUGUAUUGUUCAUGAUUGUCUCUUGGUACAUGAAUGAGUGGAGGCCAGGACAAUAUGGAAUACCAAGAAGAUUCUAUUUCCCUUUUGAAGUUUCAUACUGGACCGGAAAGAAGAGCCAAAACUGCUGCACUUCAAAAGGUUCUGUAUGUCCUAGCCAGCAUAGUCAGCUUGAGGAGGAUGUGGAAGGCAAGGCUGAUGGUUCUAAUGAUGGUAGCUCUACACAUGAAGAAAUAUCUGACCUUGAAGCUGGGAUUGAUAUCAAGGGACUUGUGAAAAAAUUUAAAGCAAAGGAAUAUUCAAGGACUGAGAUCACUGCUGUUGAUAAUUUAUACUUCAAAGUCUACAAAGGUCAGAUAACUGCACUACUGGGUCACAAUGGAGCAGGAAAGACCACCACAAUGUCCAUACUCACCGGUCUAUUCCCACCAAACAGUGGAUCAGCUUAUAUCAAAGGACUCAGUAUUGUGAAUGAUAUCGAUCUUAUAAGAAGAAACCUCGGGAUAUGCCCUCAGCAUAAUGUACUCUUUGAUAGACUCACUGUAUCAGAGCAUCUCUACUUCUUUGCAAGACUAAGGGGUGUUCCUGGUUCUUCUAUUAAGAAAGCUGUGUCCUCGAUAAUUUCAGAUCUUCACCUGGAGGCUAGAAAAGAUUACAAAGCAAAUGAACUCUCCGGUGGAUAUAAGAGGAAACUAUGUCUUGCUAUAGCAUUGGUGGGUGAUCCUGAUAUACUGAUAUUAGAUGAGCCAACAAGUGGUAUGGACCAUAACAGUCGCUUGUUGACGUGGCAGAUAUUGGAACAGAAAAAAGAGCAAAACAAAACAAUAUUAAUAUCAACUCAUUCACUUGAUGACACUGAAAAGGCCACUAGACUAGCCAUUAUGGUUGAAGGGAAGCUAGCUUGUAGUGGCAGCCCUGCUUGGCUCAAGAAAAGGUAUGGUGUUGGUUAUAAUUUGAGGAUUGCAUUAAAUGAAAGGGCACCACGAGCUCAAGUGGAUGAGCUCAUUAAGCGACACAUAAGGGGAUCUGAACCUGUCACAAUAGGGGCUGAAACUCAGUGUCUCCUACCACUUGAUAAAAUUGGAAAAUUUGCAGACCUUUUCACCGAAUUAGAAAGAUUUGGGACAGAGUUGGGUAUAGUCAGUUUUAGCAUACAAGAGAAUAAAAUGGAGGACGUCUUUAUCAAAGUUGGACAGGGAGAGAACAAAUCAUGGAAUGCUCAAGUUCGGUUGUUGUCAACAACGUAUUCACGGUCCAGAGUAGUUCCAGGUCAUCCCCCAAUACUUCCUUUGAGCCAGUCACUAAACAGCAUUGACUUGAAUACCUGGGCAUUCCAAGGUACUACUCCGUAUAGUGAUGGUUUCUCCCAGUCUGGUGCUUCUAACUAUUUCCCUCCUCCUCCUGUUGAAUGUGAUGAUAAUGACAGUUGGCUAGAAGAGCAGGACAUGUCCACUACUUUAGAUCAACCUGCUGGAUUCCCAGCAUUGGAUCAGAGUAGAAUAUCAACCAGUCAGCUAGCUGUACACCGUAGAUCAGAUGUUAGGUCUCCUCCUAUUGCUGGUAUGGAAGUGUUAAAGGAGGAGGAGGAGGAAGAAGAGGAGGAGGAGGGAAAAAAAGGAGAAGAAAUGGUAGAUGGAGCAGUCGUUCUUUUUAUACCGGUUCCUGCUGAUAGACCAAGGAAUAAACGAGUAAUGGAGUUGGCUGGUGGUGAACGGACUCCUGUACCUCUUAUAAGUAGAAGUCGUGCAUCCUCCAUAAGUAAUAUAAGCACGGGAUCCAUUAUAAGACCAAGUAUAAUCCAAGAUCUCAACUUACCUGUGGAGGAAGAGAGUGACAUUGAGACAGAAAGGAAAGGGAUAGUGAGGCCUUUCAUUCGGAGUGUAAAGGGUUGCUUAACUCGUUUUAAUCAUGCAACCGGAAAGUGGCUACAGCAGUAUCGUGCAAUCCUCACUAAACGGGCCAUUCACUUCAAGCGGUUUUAUAUAGGAGCCGUGUGUCAGCUCUUGCCACUUUUUAUAAUCAUAUGCAGUUUGGUCAUUUCUGAAACUCUUGUGUCCCAGUAUCACAGCGACAGAAGCUUUCAUUUGACGCUAGAGAAGGCAUCACUGACUGAUAAUAGAACAAUCUUUCAUGCAGCAUUUGUGAACCAGUCCUUGCCAUUUGAGGAUCUUUUGGGUAAAUUUGGUACAACUGAUGUGUUGAACUAUACACGUCAGAUUAUUAAUAUCAAGGAGAAUACUAAUGACAACAGAAAUGCCAGUCGGUGCUGCUCAUAUCAUUAUCAAAUAUUAGACAAAUAUUGUGCAACUUUGGAUAAGGAUGAAUUAAUGUCUGUAUGUAGAGAUGUGGAGGAUUUUGGGUAUUCACAAUGUCUUGACCGAUGCUUAAACUGUUGCAAUGCUACAAGGAAUCGACUUCCAUCCUGCACUAAUCCAAGAUAUCAAAUAAUAGACAGUAACUACCCGUACACCCCAGCAUCAGAAUACUGCCCUGUACCUCCUAAAGUAUCACUGGAAGAUUAUUCUGAUCCUGUUGGCCCACUUGAUGACAUCAAUACAUUUGUAGCAGAGCACCUUCUGUCACUCCAGGACUCUGACCCCUCCUUUUAUAGAACUGUACUUGGAGGAUUCACCGUUUCAUCUCGUGCACCCACUCACUCAGUUUGUGGGUGUGAGGAAACCGAAGGAGUUUGUACGAGUUCUUUAAAGAAAGUUGAAUUUUUAAAUUCGGUUCCUCUCCGUCAAAACUGCUCUAAUAUCCUCUCCAUUCCUUACUUUUGUAGUGACAAUGAGACUUUCCUUGGCAUAACAUUACAGUCUGAUUUCAGCCAGAUAUUGGAAUAUACCAUACAGCAAUCUUCUCUUAGCAUUGACAAUAAUACUGAUAAUGAUAUAUGCGAGAUGUAUCCAGCUACUGGUGGAUCACCGUUAUUACAGGCCACUGAUUGCAUAAGUAUCAUCAACGGUUUGAAUAGCAGUGGUUGUAUAACUAUUAACAAUAAUCCUUUGUCGACUGUCUGUGUUGACAUUAGCUGCUCUGAUUGCAGUGUCUCUAGUAGCAUUAGCUCACAGUAUGGUCAUUGUAAUACUUGGAAAGAUGAGGAGAAUUAUGAACCUGUCAUUACGCUGUGGUAUAACAACCAGGCUUAUCAUCUUUCUCCUUCUCUUCUUAACACUCUCCACAAUCUCUACCUCCAUUCCUCUGGAUAUGGCAAUAAGUCCAUUAAUGUACACAACCAUCCACUCCCCCGUCAUCCCUCUAGUACACUGGACACUGCUUCCAUUGACAUCAUUACUUUUGCUGUCGGUAUUUUGUCAAUGUUUGGAUACUGCUUCCUCCUAGCUAGCAUGUCUCUCUUUAUUGUACAAGAGAAGUCAUCAAUGGCUAAGCACUUACAAUUGUCAUCCGGCUUAAGGUUGUCUGCUUACUGGCUUGCUAACUUUACCUGGGAUCUCAUCACUUGUCUCUUGCCUGUAUCUUUCACUAUUGUUAUUUUUGCUGUCGGGCAGAUAUGGGUCGAGCAAUAUUCUGGUUACACUCUAGCUGCUGUAGCUAGUAUUUUUGUAAUGGUGUGUUGGGCCCAGAUUCCAGCGAUUUACCUCCUCUCGCUUCCUUUCAAAGAUAUAUACACGGCUUACACUUCGUUAUUUCUGAUACUAUUCAUUCUUUCAUUUUCCUCAAUGUCCAUUACAUAUGUCAUUGGGCCUCUAUCUGGCUACAGAGACACCGAAGACAUUCUCCAUUAUAUAUUCCUCAUUAAUCCCAGCUAUGGGCUAGCUACGUCUCUAAGUGACUUGUACACUAAUUCUGUUGUGAGGAGCGUAUGCACUUCUUCCAGCACUGCUUACAUCAUAUGCGCUCAGAGUGAAGCAAGAUAUACCGACAAUCCAUUUCGAUUUUCAAGGCCAGGGGUUGGCGCUGUAUUAGUGUAUUUUUUUGUUGAGGGAAUCCUCUAUUUUUCUCUAACUUUAUUGGUCGACCAUUACAAUCAGAUCAAGCAGUAUAUACUGAAGAGAAGAGGGGUCACAUCUCAGAAGAUGGUGGAGAAAGCAGUUGAGGAAAACAGGAGAUUACUUAAAAGUCGAGAACUCCAGAGAAAUAUGUCUAUCUGGAGAAGAGAUGCAGAGAGAGUUGGAGGGAGCUCACUCGCAUUAAGUCAACGGUUUCCUUCUGGGCCUCUCCUUGAUGGCAGUGCCUGGAGAGGAAUUAGUGAUGCUGUCCAACCGCCUAAGAGCAGAGGCAAAGUCAAUGAGGAUGACUCUGUCAAGAAAGAGAAGGUAUUUGUUAACAAUUUAUUGCAGAGAGGCGAAGUCCCUAAAGAUUGCACAGUAGCCAUUGGACGCUUAUCGAAAUAUUACAACAAUAGCUUUUUGGAUCAAGUCAAAAGUGCUUGGAAGUUCGAGCCGCUGAGAGAAGCUGCAGUCCAAGACAUGAACAUUGCCCUGUAUGAGAGACAGUGCUUUGGUCUACUGGGAUAUAACGGAGCAGGGAAAUCUACUACUUUUAAAAUGUUGUGUGGAGAAAUAUCAGCAACUACUGGGACGGCACUCAUAGCUGGCUAUGAUAUAAGGACACAGCUUCGUGCAGUACAGAGGAAAAUUGGCUACUGUCCUCAAUUUGAUGCACUCAUAGAGACACUGACUGGUAGAGAAACCUUGACUUUGUUUGCCAGAUUGAGAGGAAUAGAAGAAAAGAGGAUAAAAGAUGAAGUUUCGUCACUAAUUGAUAAAAUAGGGUUGAGAGAUCAUGCUGACAAACAAUGCUGGAAAUAUAGUGGUGGAAACAGACGUAAGCUAAGCACAGCAAUAGCCUUGCUUGGGAACCCUCCUGUCAUACUGCUGGAUGAGCCAACCUCCGGAAUGGACAUUAAAACUAAACGGGACUUUAUUAAUACUCUGAGCCGAAUAAUUAAAGAAGAAAAUAAGACAGUUAUAUUCUCAUCUCAUAGUAUGAGUGAGUGCGAGUCUCUAUGCAACAGAAUUGGUAUAAUGAUCAAUGGAGAGUUUAGAGUUAUCGGCUCUACAGAAAAACUGAGGAGCAAGUAUGGUGAUAAUAGUACUAAGCUAACUAUUCGUGUUGAGCACUGUGCAGCUAGUGAAUUGGAACAGGAUGAGGAUGAGUAUUCAAUGGAAGAGAGCACCACUGUAAUUAAUAACCAUUUCCUUCAAGUUCCUCAACCGUCUCCAAUGCCUCUAAGAAGAGCUUUUCCUCAACCUCAAAAUCUUAAUCGAAGGUUGUCCAUAGUAUCACAGGCUCCUCUCCAUCAGCCAAGAAGACCAACAAUAAGGACCUACUCUCGACUCAAAAGCAUUGGAAAAGUAGCAAGGGAGUUUCUUCCAUUUCAGGGGGCACCAACUGCACAAAGAGAAGGAACUGAUGGAGCUGUAGAUGAAUCUCCUGAUGAAGAGAUUUCAGAUAAUCCUUACUUGCGACAUGUCUGUUUAAAAAUAAGGCAAUAUUUCCGUGGAAAAGAGGACAUCACAUUAAUAAGUGCAGAGAAAGAUGAAGUCACUUAUAAGCUACCAAAAUAUGAUGUCCCAUUGUCAGAAAUAUUCCAAUUAAUUCAGUUACUAAAGUCUGAUCCAAGCUGUCAUAUAACUAGCUAUAGUGUCAGUCAGUCAACAUUAGAACAAGUUUAUAGUCAUUUUAUUCGAGAGCAAGAAGAGCAAGAAAUGAAAAAGAAACAGACAAAAGAAGAAAUGUAAUGACUAUUUAAUAUUUAUUGUAUUGUUAUUGUAUAGUUUGUUGCUCAUAAUGAUUAUAUAAAUAAUUUGAAGAUAUUUUUAAAGUCUGGCAGACUGGCACAGUCGUGUUUUAA